Rhineura floridana is the source of this 4139-nucleotide messenger RNA. It is a transcript of the gene HOXD3, whose product is annotated as homeobox D3. The transcript has 5 exons. The record is from RefSeq and is a predicted model, not a curated record. The coding region runs from base 902 to 2185 and encodes 427 amino acids. Gene Ontology annotation, cellular component: nucleus. Gene Ontology annotation, molecular function: DNA-binding transcription factor activity, RNA polymerase II-specific; RNA polymerase II cis-regulatory region sequence-specific DNA binding. NCBI's taxonomy places the organism in Eukaryota, Metazoa, Chordata, Lepidosauria, Squamata, Rhineuridae. Gene Ontology annotation, biological process: regulation of transcription by RNA polymerase II.
CCCGUUUUGACAUGCUGGCUUGUCUUUUUUUGGAGAAUAGCCAAGGCUGGAGUUUAAAACCAAAGAAUCCUGCCUCGAACGGGAAAAAAGGAACCCUCUCCUGAAGGGAGGUAUGAUCUCCCUUUAGCCAGGAGAGGCUGAGGAGGGGUUAUUGUGUGUUUGUUUGUCUGUGCCCCACCACAGCCACGAGUGGUAAAGCUCCGGGACACCUUCUACGAUGAGGGCUUCCCAGCCGCUUUCUGCUGAAUGGCUCCUCCCGUUGCCAUCAAUAUCAUUUUGUAUAUUGCCUCGCCUCUAGUCCUUAUGGUGAGGAAGAGGAGGGGAGGGGGAAGACAGGAUCGAGAACAACUCCUCAUUCACUCCACAGUACAAGGAGGAGGAGGAGGAGGAAGAGGAGGAGAGGGUUAAAUCUAACCAUGUAGACCCAAAUCAUCUUUUGCUAGGGAAGAGUCACAGCAGACAGCCUCUCAAAGUGCAAGGAAGAUGAUAAGAAUAGAUUUUUCUCCAAGUCUUGACCACGUGAUGGGCGAAAUAAUUAAUUCAGCGCGUCCCUUAAGAAACACGGAGUCGUCAUUAAUCUGCCAAGCAAAGGACUCUAUCAGACUUGAAAACUGAAGAGAUCCCAAGAAUAUAAUAUACAAAGGGGCGCAGGCUCUGUCUAUGCACACCUAGCUCUUUGGCUAAAGCCGAAGGGGGGGGAAAUUACCAAUAAUAAAAGAAAUAAAGAAAGCGGAGCUCGGUACAUCUCAUCAUUUUAUCCAAAGGAAUCUGAAGAUCCUACCAAAAGUGUUACAGAUAAAAUUCAAGAAAAAACAUAACUGUGGUGCUUUCGUGGGCAGCGACUGGCCGAAGCCCAAGAGGUGAGGAAAGAAAGGCCGCCUGAGGGGGUCGGCGGCAGUCAAUGUUAUUUGAGCGGGCUCCCGAAGCCUUGGCGAUCGCAGAGCCCAAGAUGCAGAAAACCGCCUACUACGACAACUCGGCGCUCUUUGGGGGUUACGGCGGCUAUGGCAAAGCAGACGCCUACGGCUACUCCUCCGGCCCUCCACAGCCCUACGCUCAGCCUGCUCUAGACACCGAUUAUCCUGGCUCGGCUUGCUCUCUUCAGGGCACCGCCCCCAUCCGAGCGCCGCCAGCCCACAAGAGCGCCGACCUCAGCGGGAGCUGCAUGCGCACGGGCGGAGGCAGCCAGGCAGCCCCUCAGCAGCCUCCGGGACUAGGCGAGCAACAGCAGCAGCAGCAGCAACAGGCGCCGCCUCCUGCGCUGCCUUCGCCCUCUCCGCCAAACAGUAACCCCGCCCACGCGGUUCCCGCCAAGAAGGGCAAAGGCGGGCCCAACUCCUCGAGCGGCUCCACCGCCACCAUUAGCAAACAGAUCUUCCCCUGGAUGAAGGAGUCCCGUCAGAACUCCAAGCAGAAAAACAACUGCGCCCCCGCAGGAGAGAGCUGUGAAGAUAAAAGCCCCCCAGGCCCUGCUUCCAAACGUGUCCGCACCGCCUAUACCAGCGCGCAGCUGGUGGAGUUGGAGAAGGAGUUCCAUUUCAACCGCUAUCUCUGUCGCCCACGCCGAGUCGAAAUGGCCAAUCUGCUGAACCUGACAGAGCGUCAGAUAAAGAUCUGGUUUCAGAACAGGAGGAUGAAGUACAAAAAAGACCAGAAAGCCAAAGGGAUUAUGCACUCCCCUGUAGGACAGUCCCCCGACCGAAGCCCGCCUUUAAGCGGCCCAAAUCACGUAGGAUAUUCCAGCCAGCUCCCUACCGUCAAUAGCUUGAGCUAUGACGCUCCAUCGCCAACGUCCUUUGCCAAAUCGCAGCAAAACAUGUACGGGCUGGCUGCUUACACGGCACCUCUCAGCAGCUGUUUGCCCCAGCAGAAAAGAUACCCAGGAGCAGAGUAUGACCAUCAUGCCAUGCAAAGCAACGGCGGCUUUGCCAAUCCCAAUUUGCAGGGCAGCCCGGUUUAUGUUGGAGGGAACUUUGUUGAUUCCAUGCCAGCGUCUGGCCCCAUGUUCAACAUCAGCCAUCUUUCUCAUCCUUCGUCCGCCAGCGUGGACUACAGCUGCGCUGCUCAGAUCCCGGGCAACCAUCACCAUGGACCUUGUGACCCCCAUCCCACAUACACAGAUCUUACUUCUCAUCACACAUCUCAGGGAAGGAUUCAGGAAGCGCCCAAAUUAACGCAUCUGUAGUAGACUGGAACGGAUUUAGAGAGAAAGAAAGCGAGAGAGACUGAAAUGUAUUGCGUUUAAAUUACCUCACUUCCCCCACCCCUGAUGUUACAGUAUUACUUUGAGUACCCUUGAAUAUUAGUGAGUUUUUGUGUCCCGUAAGCAGCUACAUUUUCUUAUUUCUUUCGCGACUGAGACCAUGAAAAUGAUUUCCCCCUUGUUCUUUUAAAUGUUUUAGCCCUUUAAAAGCAUGGCAGUGCAAUAUCCUUUAAAAAAAUAUAAAAUAAAAUAUUCCUUCAAGGGAGUAAUAAUUGGUAAUGAUGUACUGGAAGGUAAGUUGUAGAAAUCCAUUAGUACUAGGAGAAAGUGAGUCCUGAUGAGGAGUUUACAACAUUUGGGACCAAAUUGGGGACUUGUUUCAGAUAAGUUAAUUUAUAAGAUUUUUUCAGCAAUGUAAAAGAUUGCGUUGGACUUAAAUAAGAUGUAUUUAUUAUUUUAAGAGACUUUUUCUUUGUAUCACUGAUUAUUUAAUCCUGGUCUUCAAUGUAUUUAUGUGGAUAUUUGUAGAGUUUCUUCCCUUCCCCUUCCCCUUCCCCUUAACUUUCAAAGAUUGAUUCAGGUCUUUGGUGACUAUACAUUUUCACCUAUUUAGUAUAUUUGGUCUGAAAUAGAAAGAGUAGUUUUGAACAGUUGUAACAGUGGCUGGUGUUUGUAGUUUAUGUAAGGAUUAAGCAAAUUGUAAGUCAAGUCAUAGAUUAUACAAAACUGAUAUAUUACACAAAGCCGUCACAUUUUUAAUUUUUUUUAAAAAAUAUAACAUUAAAUUAUUUCAGAUUGUUUGGAAUCAUUUUACUUAGAAUUAAAAGCUACCCUCCUUAGGUUGGAAGUAGACCUCAUUUACUAUUAUAAUUGAUAUCUGUGGCCAGUCGGCUGUUUGGGUUUCUAUCAGCUUCUGCAUACAUAAAUUGGUUACUUCCUUUCUGUUGCACAAACCAUUUUGUCUGGUUACUGGUGUUAUUAUUUUAAAGACUAAAAUAAGCAACAUAUUCAGAUAGACAUUUAGGAAUAAUAGAAUACUGUUGAUGUAAUUAGGAUAUUUAUAACAAUUCAGGCUAAAACUGUUGUUUCCAUCAUCAUCAUCAUUAUUAUUUAUAUGAUAUUUAUGCUAACCAUAAAUCAAUUUUGUACAAGUCACUGGAAACCCGAACUUACUUUUGCUGAACAGGGAGGGGGGAAAAAAGAGAAGAAGAUGAUGAUGAAGAAGAAGAAACAGAGAGAGAGAAUUUUUUUUGAAUGAAAUAUUGACAAUCAUGUAUCUACAAUUGAAAGACUGUGAUAGGGUGUAGGAGAAGAAAUCCUUCUGAAACGCUCAGAAUGGCUUUCGAGAUAAGAAAUUAGAUCUAUCAAUAUUUAAUAUCGUCUUCUGUAGCAGACAUUGGUACAAUCCUUGUGUAAACAAAUGUUUCUGCCCCAAGCCUAAAAGGGAUAAGAAACACAAGCAUCCUCUCCCACCCCUCCACCCACUCGUCCUCUUUAUUUGUAUGUUGCAUUUAAUCUCUCACUGAGUUUAUAAAGCUUUUCUCAACAUGAAAAUGGCACUAGGUACAUGUUAGAUGUGAUACAUGCCCAUUAAUUCAGGAGGAAGCAUCCUUUAUUGCUUUAAAAAGCACUCAGUUAAGAUUCAGAUCUUCUGAAUUCUCACAGAACUGUAGCAAAACCUCACUUUUCAGGUUGACUAAUAAUGCAGCUCAUCUCUCCACUUUCUGAUGACAACUCUUGCCAUUCUUUGUGUGUGUGUGUGAGAGAGAGAGAGGGGGGUGUUUUUACUCCUACAUUUGUGUCUGUCUAAAUGAUGAUUGUGUGUGUGUGUGUAUGCACACACACAGAUUCACCUCAUUAUAAUUUAAAAAAUCAAUGUUAAUAAUGAGAGAAGAGGGGGAUAUGUAUCCUUUUGUUAAAUCUCACUUUUACCCAA